AGCUCUAUUUUCUUGCCAUUAUUAUUUUUUUCAUCUGGAAAAGCAAUAAGGGAAUUGUGUAACCAUGAGUAGUGACGCGGAAAUGGCCAUAUUUGGGGAGGCGGCCCCAUUCCUCAGAAAAACUGAGAAAGAGAGAAUUGAGUCACAGAAUCGACCAUUCGAUGCAAAAACAUCUUGCUUUGUGAUUGACCCAAAAACGAUGUACGUGAAGGGGGUUAUUCAGAGCAAAGACGGAGGAAAAGUCACAGUGAAGAAAGAAGAUAAUACAACUGUAACAGUUAAGGAUGAUGAAGUCUUCCCCAUGAACCCCCCCAAGUAUGAUAAAAUUGAAGACAUGGCUAUGAUGACUCACUUGAAUGAGCCAGGUGUCCUGUAUAACCUCAAAGAGCGUUAUGCAGCCUGGAUGAUCUAUACCUACUCUGGCUUGUUUUGUGCAACAGUCAACCCCUACAAGUGGCUGCCAGUAUACAACCCUGAGGUCGUCAAUGCUUACAGAGGGAAGAAGCGUCAAGAGGCUCCACCCCACAUCUUCUCCAUCUCUGACAAUGCCUAUCAGUUCAUGUUAACAGAUCGUGAUAAUCAGUCUAUCUUGAUUACUGGAGAAUCUGGUGCAGGAAAGACUGUGAACACGAAACGCGUCAUCCAGUAUUUUGCAACAAUUGCAGCUGUUGGUGACAAGAAGAAAGAAGCAGCUCAACCUGGAAAAAUACAGGGCACUCUGGAGGAUCAAAUCAUCUCAGCAAACCCCCUGCUUGAAGCUUUUGGUAAUGCCAAGACUGUGAGGAAUGACAACUCCUCCCGUUUUGGUAAAUUCAUCAGAAUUCAUUUUGGCGCCACUGGAAAAUUGGCUUCUGCAGAUAUUGAAACUUAUCUUCUGGAAAAAUCCAGGGUAACAUUCCAGUUAUCAGCAGAAAGGAGUUACCACAUUUUCUAUCAGAUUAUGUCCAAUAAAUUACCACAUUUAAUUGAAACUCUCCUUAUUACCACCAACCCAUAUGACUACCCUUUUGUCAGUCAAGGGGAGAUCACAGUGGCUAGUAUUGAUGACCAAGAAGAAUUAAUGGCAACUGAUAGUGCCAUUGAUAUCCUGGGCUUUAAUGCUGAUGAGAAAAUUGGUAUCUACAAACUGACUGGUGCCGUCAUGCACUACGGCAACAUGAAGUUCAAGCAGAAGCAAAGAGAGGAGCAGGCUGAGCCUGAUGGCACAGAGGUUGCGGACAAAGCUGCAUACCUCAUGGGUUUGAACUCUGCUGACUUACUGAAGGCCUUGUGCUACCCAAGAGUGAAAGUUGGGAAUGAAUAUGUGACCAAAGGUCAAACUGUCCAACAGGUUUGCAACAAUGUUGGUGCCUUGGGGAAAUCCGUUUAUGAGAAGAUGUUCUUGUGGAUGGUCUUCCGUAUCAACCAGCAACUGGAUACAAAGCAACCAAGGCAGCAUUUCAUUGGUGUCUUGGACAUUGCUGGCUUUGAGAUCUUUGAUUACAACAGCUUAGAACAGCUCUGCAUCAACUUCACCAAUGAGAAACUGCAACAGUUUUUCAACCAUCACAUGUUUGUCCUGGAGCAAGAGGAAUACAAGAAGGAAGGUAUUGAGUGGGAGUUCAUUGACUUUGGAAUGGACUUGGCUGCCUGCAUUGAGCUUAUUGAGAAGCCAAUGGGAAUCUUCUCCAUCCUUGAAGAGGAGUGCAUGUUCCCCAAGGCAACAGACGUUUCCUUUAAGAACAAGCUAUACGACCAGCAUCUCGGCAAGUCCAACAACUUCCAGAAGCCAAAGCCUGGAAAAGGCAAAGCUGAGGCCCACUUCUCCCUUGUCCACUAUGCUGGAACUGUGGACUACAACAUCACUGGCUGGCUAGAGAAGAAUAAGGACCCACUGAAUGAAACUGUUGUGGGGCUGUACCAGAAGUCUGCUGUGAAACUGCUAGCAUUUCUUUAUGCUGCACACCCCGGCGCAGAAGGAGAGGGUAGCAAAAAGGGAGCAAAGAAGAAGGGCUCUUCUUUCCAGACUGUAUCUGCUCUUUUCAGGGAAAACCUGAACAAACUGAUGUCCAACUUAAGAAGCACUCACCCUCACUUUGUGCGUUGUCUCAUCCCUAAUGAGACAAAGACACCUGGUUCCAUGGACCACUACUUGGUCAUGCAUCAACUUAGGUGCAAUGGUGUAUUGGAAGGAAUUAGAAUUUGCAGGAAAGGCUUCCCUAGCAGAGUUCUGUACGCUGACUUCAAGCAGCGUUACAAGAUUCUCAAUGCAAGCGCUAUUCCUGAGGGCCAGUUUAUUGAUAGCAAGAAGGCUUCAGAGAAACUUCUUGGGUCUAUUGAUGUUGAUCAUACACAGUACAAAUUUGGACACACUAAGGUGUUCUUCAAGGCUGGUCUUUUGGGUCUACUUGAAGAAAUGCGAGAUGAUAAGUUAGCUCAGCUGAUCACCCGUACUCAGGCUAUGUGUAGAGGAUUUCUCAUGAGGGAAGAGUUCAGGAAGAUGAUGGAAAGAAGGGAGUCCGUAUUCUGCAUUCAGUACAACAUCCGCUCAUUCAUGAAUGUCAAACAUUGGCCAUGGAUGAAACUCUUCUUCAAAAUUAAGCCUUUGUUGAAGAGUGCUGAGUCUGAAAAGGAGAUGGCCAAUAUGAAGGAAGAAUUUGAGAAGACAAAAGAAAGCUUGGUAAAAUCAGAAGCCAGAAGGAAGGAGCUAGAGGAGAAAAUGGUGUCCAUUCUUCAGGAAAAGAAUGACCUGGCUCUUCAAGUGCAGUCUGAAUCAGAGAGUCUAUCAGAUGCAGAAGAGAGAUGUGAAGGGCUCAUUAAAGCCAAGAUUCAAUUGGAGGCAAAAAUCAAAGAGUUCAAUGAGAGGCUGGAAGAUGAAGAAGAAUCUAAUGCUGAACUGACUGCGAAGAAAAGAAAACUUGAGGAUGAGUGCUCUGAACUGAAAAAAGAUAUUGAUGACCUUGAGCUGACCUUAGCUAAAGUAGAGAAAGAGAAACAUGCUACAGAAAAUAAGGUUAAAAACCUUACUGAAGAAAUGGCAAUUCUAGAUGAGAAUAUUGCAAAACUAACUAAAGAGAAGAAAGCCCUCCAAGAAGCACAUCAACAGACCUUAGAUGACCUGCAAGCUGAGGAAGACAAAGUCAACACACUCACCAAAGCGAAAACUAAGUUGGAACAACAAGUUGAUGAUCUUGAAGGAUCUCUGGAGCAAGAGAAGAAGCUCCGCAUGGACUUGGAGAGAGCAAAGAGGAAGCUCGAGGGUGACCUGAAACUAGCUCAGGAGUCUACAAUGGAUUUGGAAAAUGACAGGCAGCAAUUGGAUGAAAAACUUAAAAAGAAAGACUUUGAAAUAAGUCAGUUUCUGAGCAAGAUUGAAGAUGAACAGGUUCUUGCUUCUCAGCUGCAGAAGAAAAUAAAAGAGCUUCAGGCCCGUAUUGAGGAACUUGAAGAAGAAAUUGAAGCUGAGCGUACAGCCCGUGCAAAGGCAGAGAAGCAGCGUUCUGACCACUCUAGGGAGCUAGAAGAGAUCAGUGAGCGUCUGGAGGAAGCAGGUGGGGCAACAUCUCUGCAGAUUGAGAUGAACAAGAAACGUGAAGCUGAAUUCCAGAAGAUGCGCCGUGACCUUGAAGAGGCCACACUUCACCAUGAAGCCACUGCUGCUGGUCUCCGAAAGAAGCAUGCAGAUAGUGUAGCUGAAUUUGGGGAACAAAUUGACAACCUUCAACGUGUUAAGCAGAAACUGGAAAAAGAAAAGAGUGAACUUAAGAUGGAAAUUGAUGACCUUGCCAGUAAUAUGGAAACUGUAUCCAAAGCCAAAGCAAACCUGGAAAAGAUAUGCAGAACAUUAGAGGACCAAUUUAGUGAAAUUAAAACUAAAGAGGAAGAACACCAGAGAGUAAUCAAUGACUUAAAUACUCAAAGAGCUCGGCUUCAAACAGAGAAUGGUGAAUUCUCUCGUGUGUUGGAUGAAAAGGAGUCAUUUAUUUCUCAGCUAACAAGAGGCAAGCAAGCUUUUACCCAACAAAUUGAAGAACUUAAAAGACACCUAGAGGAAGAGACAAAGGCUAAGAAUGCCCUUGCUCAUGCUUUGCAAUCUGCCCGUCAUGAUUGUGACUUGCUCCGAGAACAAUAUGAAGAGGAACAAGAAGCCAAGGGUGAACUACAGCGCUCAUUGUCUAAGGCCAAUGGAGAAGUCGCCCAAUGGCGUACAAAAUAUGAGACUGAUGCAAUUCAGAGAACAGAGGAACUGGAAGAUGCCAAAAAGAAACUUGCUCAGCGCCUCCAAGAAGCUGAAGAACAAAUUGAGGCUGUAAAUUCCAAGUGCUCAUCUCUGGAAAAGACAAAACAGAGACUGCAAGGGGAAGUGGAAGAUCUUAUGGUUGAUGUUGAAAGAACUCAUUCCGCCUGUGCGGCUCUUGAUAAGAAGCAGAAAAACUUUGACAAGGUACUAGCAGAAUGGAAGCAGAAAUAUGAAGAAACUCAAGCUGAACUGGAAGCAUCUCAGAAAGAAUCCAGGUCUCUCAGCACUGAGAUCUUCAAGAUGAAGAAUUCCUAUGAAGAAGCAUUAGAUCAGCUGGAAACAAUCAAGAGAGAAAAUAAGAACUUACAAAAUGAGAUUACAGACCUCACUGAACAAAUUUCUGGAGCAGGGAAAACCAUCCAUGAACUGGAAAAGGUUAAAAAACAGGUUGAACAAGAAAGGGCAGAACUUCAGUCAGCCCUUGAAGAAGCUGAGGCAUCACUGGAGCAUGAAGAAGCCAAGAUUCUCCGUGUCCAACUUGAGCUGACUCAGGUCAAAUCUGAUAUUGAUAGAAGACUGGCAGAAAAAGAUGAAGAAAUUGACCAGAUAAAGAGAAACAGCCAGAGAGCUUUGGAAACAAUGCAGAGUACCCUGGAUGCCGAGAUUAGAAGCAAGAAUGAUGCCCUAAGAUUGAAGAAAAAAAUGGAAGGAGAUCUUAAUGAAAUGGAAAUUCAACUUAGCCAUGCCAACCGUCAGGCAGCAGAAGCACAGAAACAACUCAGGAAUGUGCAGGGACAGUUAAAGGAUGUUCAAAUUCACCUUGAUGAUACCCUUAGAGGAAAUGAAGACCUGAAGGAACAACUGGCUAUUUCUGAAAGAAGAAAUAACCUCAUGACUGCAGAGAUUGAAGAAAUGAGGUCUGCCUUGGAACAGACUGAGCGUGGACGUAAAGUAGCAGAACAAGAACUUCUUGAUGUGUCUGAACGUGUUCAGCUCCUUCACACACAGAAUACUAGUCUCAUCAACACCAAGAAAAAACUAGAAACUGAUGUAGCUCAGCUCCAAAGUGAAGUGGAAGAAGCCAUCCAAGAAUCAAGGAAUGCAGAAGACAAAGCCAAAAAGGCAAUAACAGAUGCUGCAAUGAUGGCUGAAGAGUUGAAGAAAGAACAGGACACCAGUGCCCACCUUGAAAGGAUGAAGAAGAAUCUUGACCAGACAGUGAAGGAUCUACAGCAUCGUCUAGAUGAAGCUGAACAAUUGGCAUUAAAAGGUGGCAAGAAACAGCUACAGAAGCUGGAGGCCAGAGUACGUGAACUUGAAAACGAGCUGGAAGCUGAGCAGAGAAAAUGCACUGAAGCUAUUAAGGGUGUGCGCAAAUAUGAGAGGAAAGUCAAGGAACUAACAUACCAGUCUGAAGAGGACAAGAAGAACGUGUUCAGGCUUCAAGACUUAGUAGAUAAGUUGCAGCUGAAGGUCAAAGCUUACAAGAGACAAGCUGAGGAGUCUGAGGAACAGGCAAAUACACAUAUGUCCAAAUUCAGAAAGACACAACAUGAACUGGAAGAGGCUGAAGAACGUGCUGAUAUUGCUGAAUCGCAAGUCAACAAGCUAAGAGCCAAAAGCCGUGAUAUAGGCAAGAAAGCGGAAGAGUGAAAACAAGAAACGGCUUACAAACGAAGUUCAUACAAUAUGGACUUCAUUGUAAUUAAAAAUGGUCUUUUGUAGAAUAUGUAGAGCUCUAGAUGCAAAUAAAGCUAAUGCAAAAAAAAAAAAAA
Molecule: messenger RNA, 5994 nt
Organism: Bombina bombina (fire-bellied toad)
Lineage: Eukaryota; Metazoa; Chordata; Amphibia; Anura; Bombinatoridae
Product: myosin-1B-like
Exons: 40
Coding region: 65-5872 (1935 amino acids)
Cellular component (GO): myosin complex
Molecular function (GO): cytoskeletal motor activity; ATP binding; actin filament binding
Source: RefSeq, a predicted model, not a curated record